Molecule: messenger RNA, 4584 nt
Organism: Fusarium proliferatum ET1
Lineage: Eukaryota; Fungi; Ascomycota; Sordariomycetes; Hypocreales; Nectriaceae
Exons: 3
Coding region: 1-4584 (1527 amino acids)
Molecular function (GO): protein binding
Source: RefSeq, a predicted model, not a curated record
AUGGCUCUAGCCAUACGAGAGGCCUCUGGGCUGAAAGCAGAUAUUCGUCUGGCCCAGGCGGUAUCUGAAUUCGAAGCCGAGCUCACAACUGAACAAAAGGUCGCCUUCAGAGCCUCGCGAACGGCCGCGACAAGCACGGCACCAACAAUGUCAGACGUUAUGCGCCUCACAGCAGAGAUGGACCUCAAAGCAACGAGCAAGCAUGGUCGAAUACGAUGUUUUGGGCCGCGAUUAACCAACAUGCUCCAGGCUAUUCAGCAGUUUGCAGCCCUAGGAGAUAUCGUGGUCGGCGGAUCCCAGAACCUCAUCGCAUGCGGAGUCUGGUCUGUGGCGAGAAUGACUGUUUAUGUAAUCACAGGAUACCUGACUCAUUUGGAAAAGCUCUCUGUCCUAUUUAUGGCCGUUGGCCGGAACGCACCUCGAUAUCAAGCCAUGGCUGCCAUUUAUCCAAAGUCCAAGAACUUACAGCGCUAUCUUUGCGAAUACUUUAUCGUUGUCACCAAGAUCUGCCAUCAGACCAUUCAGUGGGCACAAAAGUCUGCCGUCGGUCGCCUUUCGUCAUCCAUCAGAGAUCCUGAUAUGAAAGGCUUCCAAGCAGACCUUGACACAUGGUCCGCCUCUAUCAAAGAAGAGGCUGAUCUGUUGCUGAGUCAGGGCAUCCAAGAAGAAGCUAAAGAGAAUGCGACAUUCCGCUCAAUAGUGUCGAGUCGCUCCAAAUAUCUUCAACACCGUCAAAAGAUCAACGAAAGCAUUCGUUUUCUCGAUGCCUGCUCACAGCACGAUUAUCGAACCACGUGGAAACAGACUCGCAAGCGUGGAACAACUCGCAUUCUGCCCUCAUACACCCAAUAUCAGAAAUGGAAAAAUGCUCAGACUGCGGGUGACUCAAUUCUUUUCCGUGGUAAACUAGGUGCUGGUAAAUCUGUUCUUCUUGCUAAUAUUGUCGAUGAUCUAAACCUUCUUCAAAACUCCAUUACGCUAUACUUCUUUGCCCGCCAUGACGUCCCCGACUCUCUGAGCUCAAGAACCAUAUUUGGGUCUCUGGUUCGGCAGCUUUUAGAAGUUUUCGUCUACGACAGCAAAUUCGAGCACAUAUUUUCGGAGUCUGUAUCUCGACUAGACUUAGACGACAUUGUCAAAAUUUUGGCAACCAUGCCAUCACAUGAUAGGCAUGUGUCCGUCGUAAUUGACGGGCUCGAUGAAUGCUCCAUGGAGGAGCAACAGGUUGUCCUGCGCAGCCUAUCUGCCAUCAAGUCCAAGGGCUACAAGAUCUGCAUAUCAGUCAGGACUCCUACCGAAAGCUCAGUAUGGAAAGAUCAAUGUUUCGAAUUUCAGGAGUCUAUCCCAGAGGAGAAUCAAGAUAUAUCCGACUUCGUGCACGCUGAAGUAGACAACAGAGUACGAAAUGAACGACUGGUCACCCUCGACCCCCUGCUUGUUCAAGACAUCAAGCAGGAGCUCAUUGAUGGGGCAUGCGGAAUGUUCCUGUGGGUUUCUCUGCAACUUGAUUCCAUAUGCUCCGAAAUAUCGGAUACAGCGAUCCGGGAAGCAAUCCGAGACCUUCCACGGGAUCUCACGCAAACAUACGAACGGAACCUACUGAAAGCGAGCUCAGGUGACUCAAAGGGCCAUCAUAUUAGAAUCUUCACAUUACUGGUGGGCGCUAGAGAGCCAUUGACAACGGAACAGCUACGUGAAGCUGUUAGCGUCAAAGUAGGACAAACCGCAUGGAACCCACAGCAGCAUAUCAGCAGCAUCCAUGCUGCCUUACAGUUCUGUGGCAGUCUCGUUAUGGUCGACGAGGAAGAUGAUUCAGUUACAUUCAUCCACCAUAGUGCUCGAAGUUUCUGCCUCAACUCGCCCAGAAAUGCAGCAGAAUGGACCUUUACCGAGAAGGCCGCGAACCUCUUUAUGGCUGAGACAUUAGUCACGUAUCUCAGCUAUAAUAUCUUCGACACCAGGUUGUCCAGGAAUGUCGCUCCCAAGAUCAGUGCGAACAAGAUGCCCGAGACGGUUGCUUUGAGCACUCUGAGCAAUCAUCAAGCCGGCCAGAGUGUUGCAAAUAAGUUCUUCCGGCUAAAGUCCAAGCUCAAACGAGAUAUUGGCCCUACACUUGCUCAAGUCAGCACAGGUUACCAAGUUAACAAUACGCACCAAUUCUUCUUGCUCCCAUAUGCCAAAGAUUACUGGAUAAGGCAUACAUCACAAUUGGAGAGUCUUCCUUCGCUGCCAAAUUGGUAUCAUCUUCUAGAUCAUCCCGAGUUUGGUAUUGAUUUUGACGAUUACCAUGAAGCUGCAGGGAAAUUCCACCAUAUCGUAUUCCAUAGGACUGUAUCCUUGAACCCGAAUUUGCUUCCGAUUCUUCCAAGUCAAAUCACCCUUUGGGCAGUGUCCAAUGGUCAUAUACUUCUGCUUAAAUACGAUCUUACUAAAGGUCGUGGGUUACGAAAGCUCCAAGCUUUUGUGAAGCUCUGGGUUCUUUUGAUGCAGCUCUCGCAAAACAACACUUUGAAUCAGCUAGACUACCAUCUAGUUAAGUGGUUGUGUCUCCUAUUCAUUCGUCUGGGUAUAAAAUCCCGGAUUAAAACUCGGCUGUUGAGCCAGCUUUCGGCCUUUGACACCUGCUUUGUUGAUUAUGCUUGGGAGGCUAUACGUUCAUUUGAUGCUGAAGCAUUCGCCUUUCUCCUUGAUCGUUUCACCGUCGAAGAUGCUCAGCACUUUAGAAGCAACACGAAGCUCAUAGAGUGGGCAGUAGCAUCUGGUAGCGUUGAUAUGCUGCGCCUCCUGAUAGGAUUCGGCUUGGCCAAAGAUUCCUUCAUUAAUGGUCGUGCCAUGUCUCAAGCGUUGAGACUCAACUCUCCAGAUGAACUCAAAGUUCGCAUGGUGUAUUACUUGUUUGGCGUUGGUAUUGACUUUGAUGCUUUGACCGAACACGAGCUUUACGGAAGCCUCAAACUAUUUUGCACUUACGUCAGUCCUAAAGAAGUAUCUCGGAUCCUUCGGGGACUCUUUUCUUUGCAAAGCAGAAAAACCGGCCCAAAAGCAGAUAUUCUAUUGGUCAUGGCUUGUGCGUCGGGCGACUACGAAGUGGUUGAGGCUUUAUUACAUUGCCUGGCUAAUCCCAAUGCGAAGACUCUAUCUGGAAGAAGCUGCCUUGAUAUGGCCCUGCACAGUCCAUCUCCAGACCGAGUGAGACUCAUAUGGAGACUCGUCAAGUCUGGGGCACAGGCAACUACUGAAACCGUGGAUCGAGCGAUUGAGUUGCGAUACUGGGGACUUGCAUUGCAUUUCAUAUGGAAAAUAGGACCUCGUGAAUCGCAUCCUUAUUUCCACUCAGUUAUGACUGGCGAUUCGCCUUCGAUCAUCGAUUCAUUCCUUCCGGGAACUGCGGCCGGACAUGAAGCAUAUACGCAUAUAUCACAGCCAUGCCAGUUACCUAUCGUUCAAACAUCUGACUGGGCACAGUGGCAGUUUUACUUCGGGCCUCCUGUUGUCGAAAAUGGAGUUUGGACAAAAACCAAUGUUGAAGAAUCCUACCGCCUUAGCCAGUAUGUCCGGUCCCGAUUCAGAUUGGACAAUGCACCCGGCGGCGCACGUUCCUAUGACCCAAGAAGUCGCUUUAGCGCUUUGAUGAGUCCUGGCAUACCGCCAUUCGAAAUAGAUUUAAAAGGUCGGGUGAAGGAUCAGGCUAUAUGCUUGAGACUCACCAUUCCGAGCAGUUUCGUGGUUAUUGGAGAAAUGAACAGAAGAUUUCAAUCGGCGUCAGACAGCUUUUCGCUGUCGGAUACAGACGAAAAUUCCGCAAUGAUGAAAAACUAUGACAAUUAUUGUCCGACAUGGGAUAGUAUGAAUCGGUGCGAUGGAUUAGGUACCUGGUUACUCCCAGAUUCAUUCUGGGAUACCGACAAGGUUCGACAGCUAAUUGAACAACGUCGAUUGUUAGCACACAUUCAAUUCGACAAUGUUCAUUGGGCCUUAAAUAUCUUGCGAAAAAGCCUCUCUUUGUUCUUGAACCUACCACCUUUCUCAAUACUAGAUACCUUUGACAAUGAGUUCCCUCCAGUUCACAUUCCAACAAAGCCUCAUGAACGCCUAUGGUUUCCAGAGGGUUUCCCGUCGGAUAUUGCCCACAUGAGCCUCCGAAUUCAAUGGCUCAGGACCUUAGCUGUCAUGUACCACAAAGGGCUGCUGAAAAAUACCACUAUUCCUCUAGAGAUAUUUAUCGAGAUGGAUAGCAUGAGGGACAUCGUGCCCGGGCACUACAGUAUGCUCAAAGACACCGAGGCCGCUCUUCACGGUGAUGGAUUUAUGCCCGAGGCCCUCGAAGCCGCCUUUCUGGGUCCUGAGGGUGCGAGGGUUCUGAAAAGAUUGAUCAGUCAGAAUAGUCAAUGGAGACUACAAAUCAGUUCCUGGAUUAGAAGAGUGGACACCUCAGUAUUCAUGUGGUCCAUGGGCGAGAAUGCGCCUUUAUCGUUCACAAGAGCAUUUACAUCACUUCGAGCGGUGGGCGCUUCUGAUGGAGACAUAGAGAUGCUGGAGCGGUCACUAGAUUUUGCGAGGGCGAAAGUACCGGAGCUAGAGUGA